Molecule: messenger RNA, 1189 nt
Organism: Gamsiella multidivaricata
Lineage: Eukaryota; Fungi; Mortierellomycota; Mortierellomycetes; Mortierellales; Mortierellaceae
Exons: 1
Coding region: 119-970 (283 amino acids)
Source: RefSeq, a predicted model, not a curated record
CAUUGAUACAGGGGACGCAAGGCAAGAGGGCAAGGAAAGGGCUGGUUGUCCGCAAGGGCUGAUUCAGAUCCACUCUUCCCGUUCACCAUCGACACUCGCUCACCAACAACAACCAGCUAUGAAGCUCUCUCCGUCAUCCAUCACUUUCUUUCUGGUCCAGAUCGGCACCCUCUUCUCGGGACUCAUUGUUGCCGUCUGCUGUGGCCUCUAUGUGUCGUCCUACCCAAAGUCGCCCGAAGCUACCUCGCUUUCACCACUAGCCUGUGGCACACUUGCCUUCUCUAUCCUCAGCUCCCUCGUCACUUUCAUAUUCAUCUUGCGCCAAAAGUCUGGCAGGACUCAGCGUGCGAUCUUCGAGAGUGCUUGGAUCAUCUUUGCCAUAGCCAUGUGGAUUCUUGCAGCUGUCGGAGGAAUCGCCCGUCCACCUAAUGGCAUGUCCAACAUCUCUUGCAAGGUUCUACCCAGUGGCAAAGAGACCUCCGAUCCUAACUAUCUUCGCGCCUGCCAGUCGAUGUUUGCUUCCACAGCCUUUUGUAUCAUCACAGCCUUCUUCUUUAUCGCGAUCGCCCUGAUGCUCUUUGUCUUUUCUGUCAAGACGUCCAGAAAAUCUAAGAAGAACCAGGUUGGAGGCCAUUACAAACUGUCGCUCACUCUUUCGCAAUAUCGUCGCGCCGAAAAGGAAGCCGCCGAGGAAGAGAGUAGAAAACUCAAAGGGGCCGGGGAGCACGAGGAGGAAGUCGAAGAGGAGCAUGGGCCAGGAAGCAUGAUGGACGGACACUUUUCCGGCAACGUCUACCGCGAUCCAGUCAUCUCAACCCCCGCAGCAACCCUCCAUUAUCCUAAUCCGUAUUCAGAGGCAGAGCUUCACAUGCAACAGCAGCAGCAACAACACCACCACCAGCAACAACUCCAAUAUCAACAGCAGCAAAGUACAUGGGCACAGCAACCGGCAACAUUCGGGCCAUAUUGAUCACAGUGUGUUGCGAACGGACCUAUUAUGUUCUUUAGGAGCGGUUGUCAUGGAAUAAAGAGCUCAACUGAAUGCCGUUGUGAAACUAUCCUAACUUCACCUGGCUCCCUUUGGGCCCAUUGAGCGCGGCGGUGGUAAAGGUCUCUGAAAGGUGCAUGCAGAAAUCGAGUAUGCGACUGUGCUGCCUCGCACUGCCGCACUGCACUGCAAUACAUUUUU